UGUUUCGUACAUUUUGUUGUAUAUUUAUUUUAUUUUUCGUAAAAAACGUGCGUCCUUAUAAUAUUUUAUUUUUUCUUGUAACCUAUUCUAUAAAAAUGUUAUAAUACUUAACUUAAUAGUUAAACGAAUAGCCGUUGUGUGGUAUCAACCGUGUUUGAUUUUUGUCAGAGCUGUACAAAUAUUUUCAUUGCCAAUUUAUUGUAAAAUAGGCAUAUAUUUUUUUAAAAAAAGUGAAUUCCUUCGUUAUAGGUUUAAGGACGUUACGUAAUUACUCGUUAUUUAACAUAUAUUAUAUUAUUAGUACAUCGAAAUAGAUACCAAGGACCGGUUUUGAUGCGUUUAGGUAUGCCGUUGGUCGACCAUCCGCAUGCUGACCGCCUUAGUUGAACAACUACGGCCGAGCGGCACGCUCACCCCAUCCAGGUGUACUGUAGUCGACGAAAUAUCGUAUUGAAACAAUUUUUUCCUCCUGAAAAUGACGUCCACGCUUUCGCUGGUCAAGCAAUCGUUACCGGACAUCGUGGAAGCCGGUGCGUUCGGUACCGGUCUUCGGUUCGAAUCGUUCGUGGAGGACGGCGACAAGGCGGGACAGGAUCAGUACGCGUCCAUCGUGGUGUUCGGCGACCUGUCCCUGUCGGGCGGCCAGCGUCUACAGUUGGUGGUCAAGUUCAAACACCGGUCGCCGUUGCUGCGUCUAGUGUUCAAAAGCGACCAGCAGUUCCACAACGAGAUCGUCAUGUACGAGCGGAUCAUACCGUUCCUGGAACAGUGCAACGGCCCGGCCGCAGCACCGAUGUUUCCGCGUUACUUUUACGGACGCAACGUUUGCGGCGAACUGGCGUUGGAGGACAUGGUCGUUUUGGAAAACGUUUGCCCAUCGGGAUAUCGGUUGUCCGAGGAGCGAGUCUUUCUCGACUAUCAGCACGUCAAGAUCGCGUUGAUCGCAUUGGCAAAAUUUCAUGGUCUGUCGUAUACGGCAAAGCAGAAAGACAACGAGAGGUUUUUAAAAACACUCGCCGAUAUGCAGGAAUCGCAGUGGUCCGAAGACGGCCAGUGGGUGGUCAGGGAUAACGGUAUGACGAAAAUGGGCAGAAGGGGAGUGGACCUGCUAAUCGAACGAGACGCGGAAAAGUACCGGGACAACGAGCACGUACGGAGGCUGUCCGAGUUCAUGAAAGACCCGGACAAGAACUUGCGGCGAAUGAUGAACGUGCACGAUCCGCUGUCGGUUCUUUGUCACGGCGACUUUUGUCGGAACAACAUGAUGUUCAAGUACGACGAGGCGGGCAAGCCGGUAGACGCGCUGCUGUUCGAUCUGGCCAUGAUCCGGUACGGGUCGCCGGCAUUUGACCUGUCGUUCUUUUUGUACUUGAACACCGACAGGCAGCUGCGGAACGAACGGUGGGACAGUCUGAUUGACGCCUACUGUUCGGCACUUGCCGAGUCCGUGCCGGACGGCGUAAACGUGCCGGAUCGGGCGCGCGUGGACGCCGAAAUCGCCAAGUACGCCGUGUACGGGUUGUCGCACGUCACCUUCUUCUUGCCGAUCAUGGUGGACACCGAACACGUAAUGGACCUGAGCAAGUAUGGCACGGUGUCCGCAGACGAUUGGCUAGACUUACUGAUGGCCAUGGGCGGCGCAAAGGGUAAGGCAUUGGUAGCCGACGUGUACGAGCACGUGGUCAACAUGGGAUUCACCGAUUUUGAAUUGUGAGGAUGACGUGGUGACCGCGCAUACAGGAUGAUUGACCAAUGGUGAGUCAAGUGCUGUGCAAACCACUGAAGGAUAAUAACGUUUGUAUACGACUUAGGCUCGCCCUAGUAGAUCACCUUGUAUGCGUCACGAAGGACAGUCGCUUUUGCAGGUAACAUAGCGAUACGAUAAUAUAUGAGUUUAUUGUAAACUAUAUUGGAAAACCUCUUCAAACGCGCUACUCUUAAUCGUGUUAAUAUUUUUAUAAAUAAACAAAUUUCAGCAAUUUUA
This is a messenger RNA of Adelges cooleyi (spruce gall adelgid), 1984 nucleotides long. RefSeq lists its product as uncharacterized. The record is from RefSeq and is a predicted model, not a curated record. Lineage: Eukaryota; Metazoa; Arthropoda; Insecta; Hemiptera; Adelgidae. The coding region runs from base 476 to 1714 and encodes 412 amino acids. The transcript is spliced from 2 exons.